AUGGGGGAUAUGGACAAAGACCUGAAGACAGAUCCACCAUGUCAUCCUAGAGCAUGUGCGAUUCAGAAUUGCAUACAAAAAAACAACUACAAUGAAGCGAAGUGCAAAAAAGAGAUCGAUGCCCUAUACGAGUGCUGCAACGCCUUCUACAAAGAGCAAGGAGAGAAUGCCAGCACUGUUAGCUGUCCGAAAUACUCGCUCCUGAAACUAAAGAUGGAGCAACGUGCCAAGGGUAUAUCGUAG
Molecule: messenger RNA, 243 nt
Organism: Alternaria atra
Lineage: Eukaryota; Fungi; Ascomycota; Dothideomycetes; Pleosporales; Pleosporaceae
Exons: 5
Coding region: 1-243 (80 amino acids)
Cellular component (GO): mitochondrial intermembrane space
Source: RefSeq, a predicted model, not a curated record